Molecule: messenger RNA, 1554 nt
Organism: Suillus bovinus
Lineage: Eukaryota; Fungi; Basidiomycota; Agaricomycetes; Boletales; Suillaceae
Product: auxin efflux carrier
Exons: 8
Coding region: 1-1380 (459 amino acids)
Biological process (GO): transmembrane transport
Cellular component (GO): membrane
Source: RefSeq, a predicted model, not a curated record
AUGGCGAACAUAUCUUUCGGAACUUUAUUGUGGGUAGCUGUAAGACCUCUUCUCCGACUUUUCAUAUGCGUCGCUUGUGGGUACGGCAUUACAAGAGCUGGCUUUUUCCCUGCGAUUGCAACUCGCGGCGCUGUGCAAGUAGUGUUGAACGUUACUUUGCCUAGCCUCAUGUUCUCGAGGGCUUUAUCUGCAUUGAAUGCAAAGAACGAUGCAGCUUUUGGACCGCUGAUAGUGAUUGCACUCAUCUACAUGGCAAUAGGCUUCACAUUAUCUCUGUUUAUCAAACGAUUUUUCUGGGUUCCAUAUCGGUUUCGGUACGGUAUUUUAGUUGCUGGAGGUUGGGCGAGCAGCUGUGACAUAACGAUGUCGGUCAUGACAGACAUAAUGGCCUCUCUCCCUUUCAACAGUGUCUACGACCAAGACCUCGCGGUAACAUACGUCAGCGCCUUUUGCGUCAUCUUCUACCUGACUAUACUCACGUGCGGGCGCAACUUGAUCGAGCGUGAUUUUAUUGGGCCUGAUACAAGUGACGAGCAGGCGAAAAGUGUUUCCUCUUCUGCAGCUGAGAAAAAUAAUGACCUAGAGAGGAAUGCCUACAGUGAUACAAUGUCUAGCAGAGAUCUCUCCCCGCAACUGUCAUCGUUGGAGCAUUCACUGGCAGAUUCUCCAUCAACGUCAACCAUUGUGCAACAUGACACACCAUCGGGCAUAUGCAAUGAUUCGCAAUCGUCCAUAGAUGCACAACCACACACUAUGCCACCAUCCACAGAGAACUCCUCUCAUAAUAAACCUCGCCCUGCCAUGCGAUACGUGAACUUGCUUUGCAAUCUUUCAUUCCCUGUCUUGUUGUCCGUGGUUAUCUCGCUCGUUGUCUCAAGAAUAUCAGCUUUGAAGGCAUUAUUUAUCCCUAAUGUAUCAGGAACGAACGUUCCACCAGCUCCUGAUGGACAACCACCACUGGCAUUUAUAAUGGACACAGCGGCCUACUUGGGAGCAGCCAGUUCUCCCAUUGGACUGAUUAUUCUCGGAUCUGCAAUCGCGAGAAUGAGUAUCCCUCGCGGACGCUGGACUGCACUACCCCUUAGGGCCAUUGUAACACUUGCUGUUGGCAAACAGCUCAUCAUGCCAGUCCUCGGAGUUCUCAUCUGCGAAGGAUUCACUCAGAUAGGGUUCAUUCACGCCGAAGAUAAAGUGCUCAGAUUUGUAUGCAUCUUCGUGUCAUGUUUGCCCAUAGCAUCGUCGCAGGUGAUCCUGACGCAAGCGUUCUCUGACGCCACUACAACAGAUCAUCUUGUCGCAUUCCUGCUGCCGCAGUUGAUCCUUAUGCCGGGGGUGAUGGCGGUAUUGAUGGCCUUUACACUCAACCUUCUCUUCGGUUAACUGGCCACUCCUGGGUAUCCGGUGCAUGCGAGUACUGCACAGGAAAUACACAACCUCUUAGAUGAUAGAUUUGAUGCUUCGAGUCUGAACGAUUAGAUUGAUGUACGAAUGAUAAUUAUCUUGUAAUCUUGUUUACAAGGUCCCUAGAACUGAUAAUUGUGAGAACCAAGUCGU